UAGAAUCUGCGUGGAAUACACUGAGAAAUGUCUAUAUGCUGCAGAUUUCUGUGCAGUUUUUGCUGCUUUCACUGGAAUAUGCAAGAAAUCUGCUGCAUAAUCCGCAUGUAGCCCAUCUUCGAUUUUGGGUGACAUAAUACUGCAGCAGAUUGUGUCCGGUGUGGACGUACCUGUUGAGUCUCUCACAUUAUAGAACAUUUUGGUUUUCGCACGUCUGACAUUUGCCGCCAUUUUUAAUGUUUUGCAGGGUCCCCGAACACCUUGUUAAAAGCAUCACCUGGCAGACGCUGCAAGCCGUCAAUUUCUGCCACAAGCACAACUGUAUUCACCGGGACGUCAAGCCGGAGAACAUCCUCAUCACCAAGCACUCCGUCAUCAAGCUCUGCGAUUUUGGAUUUGCCAGAAUACUGACUGGGCCCUCCGACUACUACACAGAUUACGUGGCUACCCGGUGGUACCGUGCCCCCGAGCUUCUGGUAGGAGACACGCAGUACGGGCCCCCCGUGGACGUCUGGGCCAUUGGCUGUGUCUUUGCUGAGCUUCUAUCUGGAAUUCCACUUUGGCCUGGCAAGUCUGACGUGGAUCAGCUAUACCUGAUUAGGAAAUGUUUAGGUGAUCUGAUCCCUCGACAUCAACAGGUUUUCAGUACAAACCAGUUCUUCAGUGGAGUCAGCAUACCGGACCCCGAAAACACUGAGCCCCUGGAACACAGAUUUCCAAAUAUCUCCUCUCAGGCCUUCGGACUAAUGAAGGGCUGCCUGCACAUGGACCCCUCCGAGAGACUGACGUGUCAGCAGCUUCUGGAGCACCCCUACUUUGACAGCAUCCGUGAAGAGGCAGAUGCUGCAAAAGAUCCCGAGAAAGUCAGCAGAAAGCAGACCAGACUUAACAGAAAGUACUUCCCUGGGCUCCAGCACCUGCCGCAGCUCACCAACAGCAACCUCUUACCAGCGCUGGAGAGCAAGAAAUAUUACAACACCCGAAAAUUCAACUACCGCUUCCCCAACAUCUAAGCGGCAGAAAGAGACUGGUUAAAUAUUUAUUGCUCCUGGAACAGAACGUCAGGAAUUUGUGGGGGUAAAUGAGAGGCGGCACGUAUUCCGGUAAACAGCAGGCAUGGCCUUUGAAAGUCAUUUAUAGGAUCCGGCCGUUUAAAUGCUAAUAAACUGCGCGCUGAGGCCGAGGGCAGGUGUGAUUGUAUCUCCCACUAUGGCGCUGCGAGCAAUUCACUGCGAGCUGCUGCUGCAUAUUCCAUUACCCAUAUAGCAUCACAUCCCAAUAUCACGUGCAUUACCUGGCAGCCAUGUCUUCUGCCACAAGCAGCGAACCAGCAUCCCUAAACCAGAGUCCUAUGGGGGUCCAGACUACCAUCCUCAUGCCCGCUCAGCUCUGCCCACUCAUCGCCAGUUUCAUUCUCUUAUUACGAGUAGGAUAAUAAUCUACAUUUUUUUACAUUUACAGCGCUUUCAGAAGUGCCAUUUUCUGAGCAUUCUGGCCACUAGCACAUUUCAAGCUGAUAAAUGUCCGACAAAUGACCGGCCGACCGUCUAAUGUGUAUCCGGAUUUCAAAUUACCGGAUCCCGAGCGGUGUCCGUUAGUGGAUUUCUCCCCGCUCGCCAUUCGCAAUACAUAAGGGCACAUUUGGUAAAAGCGGCUUUUUACGCCGGUCUUAGUUUCCCCCUCCGUGCUGCCGCUAGAUUCGUCUAAUUUAUGACGAGGCGCAUCUGAGGAAGUCCUUGCGUCUGGCAUGAAAACUGCGCCAGCCCCUUGCCGGAGUAGUUUUUCACUAAUAUUUACUCUUGUUUUCAGGCGUAAUUGUUAGUAAAUCUGCCAGGGCCACGCCACCGCCUCACCGAACUGGCGGACAUGGCGUAAAACCGGACGCGCGACUAAAUAUUGUCACAUGGCAAGGUAGAAAAGGGGACUUGGGACUGUUUGACGCCUGAAAUAGUCAAGUCCCUUUAGGGGGAUCUGUGCGCCAUAACAUGAAAUCUCUCCACUCCAGCAAGGAUCUGACGUAGACUUCUGGCAUCGUGUACAACAGUUCUCCGCCACACUCAUAGGUGUGUUUUUCAAAAGUGGCGACGGUUUUGCGAAUUUAAGGAUUUUGUACAUUUCCCACCCCAAUCUUGUUGUAGUGAAGUGGGUAUUAAAAAAAAUCCCAGUACACAAUGUGGGUCGUGUUAUAGAAUACCCCAUAUUUCAGGGCUUUAUCUACGACAUUAAAAGAUCUUCAUAGAGAAAUUCGGAGAAUUUUUUUUUCCCCACAGAAGCAGUCCUAUAGGAACACGAUCCGAUAACUACUAGUGAUAGAAAAAAAAAUUCUUGGUUGUGGCAACUCUAAAUGUGGCACAUCACAACAUAAUGGAAGUGAAGGU
Molecule: messenger RNA, 2378 nt
Organism: Bufo bufo (common toad)
Lineage: Eukaryota; Metazoa; Chordata; Amphibia; Anura; Bufonidae
Gene: CDKL1
Product: cyclin dependent kinase like 1
Exons: 7
Coding region: 237-1013 (258 amino acids)
Biological process (GO): intracellular signal transduction; protein phosphorylation
Cellular component (GO): cytoplasm; nucleus
Molecular function (GO): MAP kinase activity; ATP binding
Source: RefSeq, a predicted model, not a curated record